Molecule: messenger RNA, 1470 nt
Organism: Ceratosolen solmsi marchali
Lineage: Eukaryota; Metazoa; Arthropoda; Insecta; Hymenoptera; Agaonidae
Product: putative GTP-binding protein 6
Exons: 4
Coding region: 25-1449 (474 amino acids)
Cellular component (GO): cytoplasm
Molecular function (GO): ribosome binding; GTP binding
Source: RefSeq, a predicted model, not a curated record
UAUAGUUUAUAUUUAAAAUUUACAAUGAUAAAAAUAUUUGCAAGAAUUACAUCGCUCGCUCAAAGGGAAUUGAUUUAUAAGAAGACAGCUUUUUUUAGAAAGACAUCGAUUUUAAUUUCACGAUUCAAACACGAUGAUUCAUUUUUUUUUGUGGAUGAACAAAGGGAAUUGUGCGAUCCAGAAUAUAUUCAAAUUUCAAACGAAUAUCUUGGUAUUAUAGCUAAAGGCCAUCGAGUUUUUGUAAUUCAGCCAUAUAUUAAGUGGGGAAGGAAUAAAAAAUAUAAUACUACUAAAAAUUUACAAAUUGACGAAGCGGUAGCUUUAGUCAAGACUUUGCCGUACUGGACUGUAGCUGAUAAGAUAUGCGUUCCCUUAUUGAGUUUUGAAAGACAGCAAUUAUUCGGUAAAGGUACUCUUGAAAUCAUUAAAAAGAAAUUAAAUGGAAAUAGUAUCACUGCAGUUUUUAUUAGCGUAAAUACAUUGAGGCACGAACAAAUUUUAAUGCUUGCAAAGAUAUUUGGUGUGCCCGUAUACGAUAGAUAUUCCCUUGUCAUACACAUAUUUAGAAGUCACGCUAAGAGUCCUGAAGCUAAAAUUCAAGUAGCGAUUGCCGAGCUUCCCUAUAUUUAUCAAAAAAUGAGCGAAAUUAAUGGAAGAAUAAAUUUAUUAGAGAAACGUAAAUUAUAUUUACACGCUCGAGAAGCAAAGCUUAAAGGAGCAUUGGAGAAGAUUAAACAAUAUCGAAAUAUGACUCGUACGAGAAGAAAAAAAAUUGGUAUACCCACCAUCGCCUUUGUUGGGUAUACCAAUGCAGGAAAGACUUCCGUAAUAAAAGCACUGACCGGAGACGAAGGAUUAGAGCCAAAAAAUUAUCUAUUUGCAACGCUUGACACAACUGGGCACGAAGGCUUUUUACCCUGCAAAAUGAAAGUUCUUUAUAUCGAUACAAUUGGUUUUAUACAGGAUGUUCCUGAAACAUUACUGGCACCGUUUAACACUACAAUCGAAGAUGCAAUGUUUGCUGAUAUUAUAGUACAUGUUUACGACGUAAGUCAUCCAGAUAGUCAAGCGCAAAUCGAUCAUGUUCGGAAUACGUUAAAAGUAUUAUCGGAUGGAAAUAGGCCUAUGAUCGAAAUUGCUAACAAAUGCGAUUUAAUCCGAGUUGAAGAAUUACCGGAUGAAGCAUUUGCGAUUUCAGCAACGAAAUUAACUGGUAUAGAUGCCCUGCGUUACAGUAUACAAGAUCUCGUGCUAAAAGAAACUGGAAGAUCAAUAACAAAGAUGCGAGUAGAAUCUGGCAGCGAACCAUACUUAUGGAUUUAUAAAGAAACGACUGUUUUAAAUGUAGAGGUUGAUCCUGAAAAUUCACAAUUUUUGUUCCUUGACGUCGUCACAUCACAAGACUUCUUUCAUCGUUUCAGAUACUUUUUAAAACAUUAUGAUAAAUGAAAAUCAAACUAAUUACUAAGU